Molecule: messenger RNA, 1894 nt
Organism: Ficedula albicollis (Collared flycatcher)
Lineage: Eukaryota; Metazoa; Chordata; Aves; Passeriformes; Muscicapidae
Gene: PHETA1
Product: family with sequence similarity 109 member A
Exons: 3
Coding region: 63-953 (296 amino acids)
Biological process (GO): retrograde transport, endosome to Golgi; receptor recycling; endosome organization
Cellular component (GO): recycling endosome; trans-Golgi network; early endosome
Source: RefSeq, a predicted model, not a curated record
UGGCACGGCGAGGCCACCAGCGAUUAGGGGACAAGAGGAGCGGUGGCCUUGUGACAGGGUUCAUGCCCACGGCUCUCUGGAGCGGCAGCCAGAUCCACGGCGCCGGCCAAAACGCUGCCUGCGUGUCGCGGGGAGGAGCGGCGCGACACGGAAAACGCGGCGCCGGGGGAAGGUCACCUGUGCCAGGGCGCGGAGCCAUGAAGCUGAACGAGCGGAGCUUGGCCUUCUACGCCACCUGCGACUCGCCGGCCGACAACGCCGGGUUCCUGUACAAGCGCGGCGAGCGGCACACGGCCUAUCACCGCCGCUGGUUCGUGCUCAAGGGCAACAUGCUCUUCUACUUCGAGGAGAGGGACAGCCGGGAGCCCGUGGGCGUCAUCGUGCUGGAGGGAUGCAAUGUGGAGCUCUGCGACGCGGCCGAGAAUUACACCUUCGCCAUCCGCUUUGGCGGCACCAAGUCCCGCACCUACGUGCUGGCGGCGGAGAACCAGGCGGCCAUGGAGUCCUGGGUGAAGUCGCUGUCCCGAGCCAGCUUUGACUACAUGCGGCUGGUGGUGCGGGAGCUGGAGAAGCAGCUGCAGGAGAUGAGCCGGGGGCUGGCCGGAGGAUGUGCGGGCUCCCGGGGGCCUCCCGGCCUCUGCAAGCCGCAAUCCCGGCCGCCGGCUCUGCCCGCCGUCCCGCCGAAGGAGAACGGCUGCGCGGUGUGGAACAACGUGCUGGGGGCGGAGCGGCUGCCCGGCACCUCUGGAUAUAGCGGGGACGAUGGGGAGGAGAGCCCGCGGCCGCCCCCGCUGCCGCCGCGCAGGCGGGCGUCGAACGGCGAGGCAGCGAGCGCCGGGGCGGCCGUGGCGCAGAGCCCGUCCGCCUUCUACCGGCUCCACGAGCAGUACAGGCUCGAGGUGACCCGGCUGCGGCAGGACUGGGAGCAGAGGCGGCGUGGCCCCCGGCCCUAAGCGGUGGCUGAGCCCUGGGAACUUGCCAGGAGCUGGGGCAGGGUGGAGGCGGUCAUGCUUGGUGCUGGCCUUGUCCCCUCCUCACCCCGGGGGGUGCAGAGCUGGCUGUGAUGGUGAUGGACACCACCAAGGGACGCCAGUGCUGCUCUGUGACGGUGAAAUGGGCAGCACAGGGGUGCCCUCCAGCCAUGUGGGUGUGGGGUGCUCCACAAACUACAAACCACUCGCUAACUGGAAAUCGACCGCAGCUCUGCCUCUGCUGAGGCCUCUUGAUGCUCUUGCAGUGGGAUCACGCAUUGGCAACUUUGGGAGGAGGAUUUUGGUGGGAUCUCACCCGCCUGAGUGCCCGUGUGGGUGUUCCACAGUGGAGAGCCUGCUACCGACUUCCCCUCCCGGCCCAGCACAAGGCUGAGGUCGGCUGAGCUCUGCCAGAUCCCUCUGCUCCAGCAGGAUGUGGUUUGAAAUGAAAAUAUCAGUGAGUGCAGCGCUUCCUUAACAACAGCAGCAGCUCCGCACGCUCCGGGGAGCUGGUGACACCCAGCCCCGGGCAUUACACAGGGAGCAAUUGCUGCCUGCAGCCUGGGUGGUGAAUAUGGGGGAGUCAGACCCUGGGGGAAUUCAGCAGCUGCAGGCACUGCCUUGCUGGUGGAUAUUUUGGGACAGCACAUCAUCCCCAUGCCAGCUCACUAAGGGGAAGCAUUGCUCAUGGUGGCAAGUGGGAACGAGUGUGUCAGCAGCAGAGCGUGAGGAAUGAUUCAUGUGCCAAACCAGAGCAAAGCUGGAGUCUCAUGCCUGUGUUUCUCUUAUUUCCACAACAGACACUCAAGCUGCUGGCCCAGAGGUGGGGUGACCACUGCUGGAGCAGGUGGGAGCAGUCAGGGUGCCCUGGCUUAGGGCUGGGUGGCUCCAGCUCCCUUUGCUCCCUUGGGACAGGCACAAGA